GAUGACGAGCGCAUGCUGGUGGAGCCUGCCUGCGGUGCCUCCCUGGCUGCCGUGUACUCAGGCAUCCUGAGUAGGCUGCAGGCCCAGGGCCACCUGAACCUUGCGGGGGCCCCUGUUGUGGUCAUCGUGUGUGGAGGCAACAACAUCAAUAGCCAGCAUCUCAAGGACCUGAAAACCCAGCUGGGUUGCACUUAAGAAUCUCAGUAGUCUUUCCCUCCUCCUUCAUAUAGACUUCCUGGAUUGUUCCCGGAGCUUCUCUGUAGUUUAGUGAAUAAAUCUGCCUGAGCUGA
Messenger RNA from Psammomys obesus (fat sand rat), 290 nucleotides. Its product is annotated as serine dehydratase-like. Gene Ontology annotation, molecular function: threonine deaminase activity; L-serine ammonia-lyase activity. NCBI's taxonomy places the organism in Eukaryota, Metazoa, Chordata, Mammalia, Rodentia, Muridae. Gene Ontology annotation, biological process: L-threonine catabolic process; L-serine catabolic process. The record is from RefSeq and is a predicted model, not a curated record.